Molecule: messenger RNA, 1790 nt
Organism: Varroa destructor (honeybee mite)
Lineage: Eukaryota; Metazoa; Arthropoda; Arachnida; Mesostigmata; Varroidae
Product: phospholipase A2-like
Biological process (GO): phospholipid metabolic process; arachidonate secretion
Molecular function (GO): A2-type glycerophospholipase activity
Source: RefSeq, a predicted model, not a curated record
UCUUAUAGGCAGCCGUGAAUAAACGCCAACUCUGCCAUACAAUAGUCAGCGUACGAGGAGAGCACUUGCGCAAACAAAAUAUUUACUAUCUCCAACGGAUUUUCGAGUAAGCGGAGGUAAUAUUGUGCUUAGAGAGACAUCUGCAUCGUGCUAACGUGUUUAAGUUCAAGAGAACACAAAAGGUUGCUCGUUUCAUUCUGGGCUCACAUGAUGCGUAGCCUUCUGCCUAUAAUGCUCUUACCUUUAUUGGUAAUGGGUCCGUCCGAGCAGAUUGGCGUAUCGGAUCUAUUACCUUCGAAAAUUAUGAAAAAUUCUAUUAAACGUAUCACGAACAACGAUGACAUACUUACGCCCUUCGAAACGAAGUACUAUACAGAUUAUUAUUAUGGAAAUAAUACACACAAACUUUAUCGUGAAGUGACGGCAAAGUUUAACGGCCAAGUGCUACAUUGCACUUACGUUGGUGACCGAGAGCUCAUAGCGGGUCUUAUAGGAGAUACCGACACGAAUAUUAACGAGGCGCUUUCUGGGGUACUUCCUAAGACCUUCAUCUCGCCUAUCAAUGUAACUACCGACGAAAUUGACCAAAUGAUCGAUAGCUGCCUUAGCACACCACCAAAUGCAACUGAAUCAUCAGUACCUGGCUUUAAAAAAAUUAUCGACGGUAUCACGGAUGGUGCCAAGAACAUUGCCAGCUAUUUGUUCAUUUUCCCGGGGACAAAAUGGUGCGGGCCUGGAGACGUUGCCCGAAAUUACUCGGACCUCGGAUUAAUGAAAGAAAGCGACAAAUGCUGCCGUGAUCACGACCACGCCCUCGACUCGAUUCCCCGUGGAGAAUCCCGUCAUGGUCUCGAAAAUCCGCUAUUCUAUACGAUAACCAAUUGCGCUGACGACAACAAAUUCUACAGCUGUUUAAAGGACAGCGAGAGUGCGCAUGCCAGUGCAAUCGGAACCAUGUACUUCAAUAUUCUUAAGACUAAAUGCUUCUCUAAACGGAAGCAGGCCCGCUGUGCUAAGAAGUUGCCAUUCUCUCCAUGUCAGAAAUAUACGUACGAUGAGUCCUCCGAAGAGAAGUAUCAAAUAUUUGACCCGGUUAAAUAUCAACCAAAUGCAUCGAUACCGACAAAGAUGAUCAAUAACUUCCUCUUCACAGUACCAGGAGUUGACAACGUAAUGAAGUUAAGGAUUAUCUGCCCGCUCAGGAUGAAACAUAUAGCAGCGGUGAUUUUUCUUUGUGGAUAUCUGUGUUCGACACGACGGUCGGUUGUUGCAGCCAAAAGUCGUCGACCAGGCACUGGCCUAGUUAUUUUUCCCGGUACGAAAUGGUGUGGCAUAGGAAACAAGGCUCGAAGCUACGACGAUUUGGGUGGUGCUGAUGAUACGGACCGCUGCUGUCGAGAACAUGAUCGUGCCCCAGGCGGAAUUAAAGUUGGACAAACACUACACAACAUCACCAAUAAUCUCAGUUAUACGAUAAAACCCUGUGAGGCUGACGAGAAGUUUCGCCAAUGUCUUCGCGGGGUCGACUCGCGAAUAAGCAAACUUGUCGGCCUUAUGUUCUUCAACGUCCUGCGCAGUAAAUGCUAUGCUCUUGAAAAACCAAAGGCGUGUGAAAAGCAAUCGUUCGCGGCCUGCUCGCGUUAUCGAUUGCUACAAAACUUCCCACUCACCUGGAAGUUAGUCGAUAAUAAUCGAUUCUAACCAACAUCUGUAACUAAGUGAUAACUGAAGAAGGUUAAUCCUGCUAGUGAACAAAUAUACCAAUCCAAUAUUAGAUGUCGUAUACGUUU